Messenger RNA from Dovyalis caffra, 780 nucleotides. The record is from the annotation of a GenBank genome assembly. Lineage: Eukaryota; Viridiplantae; Streptophyta; Magnoliopsida; Malpighiales; Salicaceae.
AUGGGUUUUCUUACAGCUAAAGCUCUUGUGCCACUCGUUCUUUCACUGCUUUGCUGCACUGUUUCUAGUGAAAAGGCUGAGGCACCUCUUCACCAUGGCUCUUCCCAUUACAACCCAACAGCAGCACCAGUAAGUGCGCCACCAACUCAGCACCACCACCACCACCACCACGGUCACGCACCGACCCAUGCACCUAACCAAGCGCCUAGCCAAGCACCUACCCCACACCACCACCACCACCAUCAUGGUCAUGCACCAGCUCCUGCACCUGUUCACACUCCAGCACAUGCACCAAUGCACCCACCAAAGCCUCACUCUCCCCCACCAGUACCAGCACCCCCUCCCAAGAGCUCUCACCCGCACCCACCGAUGCAUCCCUUCCCUAGGAUGCUUGUAGCAGUUCAAGGUGUUGUUUUCUGCAAAUCUUGCAACUAUUCUGGGGUUGAUACCCUCUUGGGAGCAAAACCAGUUCUCGGGGCUACUGUGAAACUACAGUGCAAUAAUACCAAGUACCCACAAGAGGUGAAGGCUACAACUGACAAGAAUGGUUACUUCCUCGUGAAAGCACCGGGGACCAUCACCAACUACGGAGCCCAUAAGUGCAAGGUGUGGUUAGUCUCAGCACCAAACACCGCAUGCAGCAAGAUAACUGAUCUCCAUGGUGGACUGACUGGUGCUAUGUUGAGGCCUGAGAAGAAGCCUUACGUUGAUGAAAAGAAGCAUGAAUUUGCUCUCUUCAGUGUUGGCCCUUUUGCUUUUGAGCCCAAAUGCCAUCGUUGA